CGAAGCCGAACCCUUCCCCCAAUGACGCUGCUUUGGCCGACACACAGGCAUCGGUCCAAGGGGGAGCUGCCUCUGAUGUGCAUAUCAUCGAGGAUCUGACGUUGAACGUCGCCUCGUCCGCCCUAGUUUCUGCUAAGUCCGGGGCUGCUGCAAAGAAGAGUGCCCGUGCUGACCGAGACCUGACCUCCGGUCUUUAUGAGGUGACGGUGCGGUAUCCGCCGAAGGGCGGUUUAUUCAACGAGAAGGUUUCUGGGCACGACGUCCUGUUCCAGGCCAUUCCUGAUGCUGAUAGGGAGUAUCUGCGUCGGCAGAGCAAGGAUGUGCGUCUCUUCGACGGCGGGCUGGACUACGUCGUCCAGGGUGCCUUCAUGCUCAUGGAGCAGCAGCGGCGGCAGGACGAGGAGCUUGCUCGCCUUCGCGAAGCUGAGAAGAAAGCCGCCUCCGCUGACGAGGCGCUUUCCCAAUUGGAGCGGCUUCGGACUGAGACUGCCUCCAUGAAGGAAAAAGCUGAUGCGGCUGAGAAGAGAGCCGUUGUUGCUGAGGACGAGGCGAAGCGCCUCAAAAAUCGGCUUGAAGAAGAAGCGGCCGCCCGCCGGCUAGCAGAAGAAAAAGCCGUGAAGCUGGAGGCCGAUGCGGCGGCGGCUGCUGAUAGAGCCAUUGAACUCUUUAUGGCCGAGGGUUGGAAGGACGAGGCCCGACGCGAUUGGACUUUUAACGUCGUGGCGGAGCGCUUCGAGGCGUGGUCUCAGGAGGAAGCUGGCCGGGCUUGCCUCAAGCAGGAGUUCGAAGUCUGGUACGACCUCGGUCAGAGGCGUAUGCAGAUGUUGGUUUACCGCCGCCUCCGCCGUCGCGUAAAGAACUUGAAGCCCAGGGGUAUCGGCCUUCCCCGGCUGAUGAAGGACCCUGAGGAGGAGUUGAAACUCCCACUGUCCGAAAGGCAACCCCCCAUUUUGAGCUCAGACGAGGAGGACGGGCCCUGGACUGAGAGUGACGACUACCUCUUCCGCAGCUCGGCGAGGUCCAAGAAUACCGAGGAUGAGCAGGACGAUGCGGACAGCGGAGCCGUUGAGGGUGGCCAGGGACAAGCUGUUUAGUGUUUCCUUGUACUUAGUUUUCUUUUUUCAUUUGUAGUAGUCUCAAUGGCCGAAGCGCCCUGAUGAUUGUAACGGCCGAAGCGCCCCCUUUGUAUUUUUUGAAUCAUCAAUUAAAGAUAACUCUUUUUGUCCAAGUGUUUGUUCCUCGCUUCGUUUUCUCUUUAUGUUUGGCGUUUGGUUUGUUGGUGUCGCGUCGUCUGAGUGACAUUGUUUCACAAGUUUUUAUCUUGGCAAAUUUGCCAACUUUGAGACGAUGCGUUCCA
This is a messenger RNA of Cuscuta epithymum, 1357 nucleotides long. The record is from the annotation of a GenBank genome assembly. Lineage: Eukaryota; Viridiplantae; Streptophyta; Magnoliopsida; Solanales; Convolvulaceae.